ACCUCGAUACAAGUGAUCAAAUAGACUCUAACAAAUCUUCUAAUAAUCUUAAUUUGAGCGGUACAAGCAGUACUUCUACGAGCGAACACCGUUCACAAGUUGAUGAAAGAUUCUCUUGUUGUUCUCUUCUUCGGAAAACUCUGACUUUUCACUCAUUCUCACAUUCUAAACUGCUUGACUUCUCUUAUCAGUCAUUCAAGCAGUCUAGAGCGCACCUCAAACUGUUGCCCAUACACAGUAAUCAGCUGAGCGAUGAUUAAUUCUGACAGCAUCAAUCUUCGAGUGGCCCGCCCGGAUGAGGUGGAACUGGUUCGAGAAGUCUUGAGGACGAUUUACUAUCCGGAAGAGGCAAUCACUAUUUCCUACAUGCAUGGCAGUGAACCAACGUUGGACGACGAGCGAUUCUCGCUGUCAUUUGUGCAGCAAGGAACCGUGGUGCUGGCAGAAGACAGCAAUACGAGUAAGCCUAUGGGAAUUUCAAUUGCAGGACCGAUUGAGCCCGGUGAUCCGGACCUAAUGGUACAAGAGGCGGCGAUUACGGAAACUAAGAAGUGGUCUGAUAUCCUGAAGCUGCUAGCGCUUCUAGAGCGGACUGCCGAUGUUUGCGGUAGAUAUGGGUUACCCAGAGCUUACCAUGUGCAUAUUUUAGCUGUAGAUCCAGCCUGUAGAGGACAUGCUUUAGGUUUCAGACUGAUGCAAUUUCAGAUAGAUUUAGCAAGAAAACUGGGGUUCGGAGCAAUUAGUGGUGAUUUUACUAGUGUAUAUUCCGCAAAAAUAGCAGAUAAGUUAGAGAUGGAAUGUAUUAACGAGCUGUCACUGGGAGAUUAUAGAGAUGAAAAAAGCGAUAAACUGUUCGAUCCUCAAGAAGCGCAUCGUGUCAUAAAAACCUACGCGAAAGUAUUAAAAUAGCAGAUUUUUAUUUAUCAGUGAACACUUUUCGUUUUAAUUAUUAUUCUUAUAUGAUAACUUGAACAUAUUGCCAAAUAAAAGCUGUAAUGUAGCUUGAAGCUAAUCAUUCCAUCCCUUUUCGUUAAAUACACAGUAAUCGGAUUGCUAAAUUCAUAAGAAACAAGUACAUUUGCUUGGAUUAGCAACGAUUCCAGUUUCUCGUUC
Messenger RNA from Toxorhynchites rutilus septentrionalis, 1113 nucleotides. RefSeq names its product arylalkylamine N-acetyltransferase-like 2. The transcript has 2 exons. Gene Ontology annotation, molecular function: N-acetyltransferase activity. The coding region runs from base 253 to 909 and encodes 218 amino acids. The record is from RefSeq and is a predicted model, not a curated record. Lineage: Eukaryota; Metazoa; Arthropoda; Insecta; Diptera; Culicidae.